AUGGAAAACCCGACAAAGUGGAAAACAUUGGUGCCGACAGCUGCAGUCAUCGUAUCUUUAAUCCUGUUCGUCUUCUCCUACUCCAGGCUUCAAUUCACGGCGACUUGGUCUAGCGAUGAACUGUCCGCAGGAGCGGAACCGGCAAUUGGCAGCAUCGAUCUUGGGCACGGGCCGGUAGUCCAUCAUCCUGAUCAAGAAUCCAAUGGGUUUUCGGUCCGCUUGCAUUCAGAAGAGCGCAUUCACAGGGAGCCGCGCACCGAGGCCCUAGAAUUGAACAUUACCAAAGGGCUAGAGCGCCCGGAUGGCGUGCUGAAGCAAGUCUGCCUCGUCAAUCGAGGGCGGGGGCCUACGAUCGAACUUCGAAGCGGCGACGAGCUUCGCGUUACUGUCCGCAAUCAGCUCGCGGGGCGAGAAGGCGUGUCGAUUCACUGGCACGGUCUCAAGAUUGCGAAUCAGAUGGAUGGCGUCGUGGGUCUUACGCAGAGCAAUCUCCUCCCUGGCCACGCCCAUACUUCCGUCUUGAGCAUACCGAACGAGCAGGCCGGCACGUUCCGGUGGCACAGGUAUGUGCAAUGUUCCCCUUUUGUCGUUAUACCCAUUUUCAGGGAUGCUGAUGAAGUUGCGCCAGCCACUCGGACAUGCAACGUGCCGACGGGCUUUUCGGAUCUCUUAUAGUCCAGAUCCAGCAAGUGAGGCUGAUCGAUAUGGAGUCGAGGACGAGCAAGUACUGAUGGUCGGCGACUGGUACCACCAAGGCGCGGCUGAGGUUUUGGAGUCGUAUGAAGAUUGGAAGGAAUUCAAGAUAGAGCCAGCACCAGACUCCCUGCUCGUCAACGGCGUGGGACUUUUCGCUUGCACCAAGGCAAUGCAGUCGCGUCCACUUGACUGCAAAGAGUCUGUUCUACCGCAUCUGACCCUAGCUGGCCGCACGAGGCUCAGAAUCAUCAACACCGGAUCAUUGACUGGCUUCAGCGUGUCGACAACUGGGUAUCUCAUGACCCUGAUCCAAGUUGACGGAGGGAAUUCUGUAGAUCCAGUGAGCUCAGAAAACAUCGGGACUCUCUAUCCCGGCGAAAGAGUCGACCUUAUUCUGGAGCGCAGAGAGAGCGAGGUGUACGAGUCCGCAUGGAUCACUAUCGCUCUGGAUCGAGAGAACAUGCAAUUUCCUAAUCUAGCUCUCACAGACAGGCAGCAAUUCCCAAUAUCGCCGGAUUUGGAUCACAAGAGGAGAGGUGCUCGUCAGGUUAACACCAGGAACUUGAAAGCGCCUGAGGUGUCCUGGAUUGACCUUGCUGCGGUCAAUGGCUCUAGCAAUCUUACGGGGGGCUUGGACACGACAGCCGACCAGACUGUCCUGCUUUACUCAACCAUUGAGUAUCUGACCGAGGAUGAGUACCGACCGAAAGGAUUCAUUAACCAUACCUCAUGGAACCCAUCGUCCCAUUCUUCAGCGCCGCUGCUGUCGUUGGAGCGAAAAGACUGGCCACAAGACGCAGAGCAAGUGGUCGUGCGAACUCAUUAA
This is a messenger RNA of Lecanosticta acicola, 1522 nucleotides long. Lineage: Eukaryota; Fungi; Ascomycota; Dothideomycetes; Mycosphaerellales; Mycosphaerellaceae. The record is from the annotation of a GenBank genome assembly.